GUGAUUUUGCUUUUUUAUGUUUGUUAUUCUGUUUUGUGAAUGGAAUUGAAAUAAAUCGCUGAUUAUCUUCUUAAAUUGAAUUUAAUCAAGACGAACGGACGUUUAAUUUCAAGUGUUUCAUCGAGCGCGCGCCGCUUGGCGUACACAUAAAGCUUGUACUAGAAUACAUAGUAUGACAAAUACAUAAAUACAUAUGUAUAUAUUUAUUAAGAGUUGCUGAAAUAAAAGUCACAGCGGGGUAUAGUGUGCACUCAAAUCACUACACAAAGUGUGAAGUAGUAGUUGUACAGCAUAGACACACACCUACAUACACCUACAUAUGCUCGCAAAGGUAAAGAUGCAAUCGCACAUUUUCUAAGUAACUGCAGAAGAAGCAGAGUAACUCAUGUGUAGAAAUACACUAGUUUAACACUAGUCAAGUGCUCACUGUCGCGUGUGUCUAACGGACAUAAUUCGCGAUUGUUUCCGCGCGCUGCGCUGUAUGGUGAAAACCCAUAACAUUGCAAGGCAACUGUUAAUCGAAGCAUCGUGCCAUUUCAUAUUUCACAUGGCACUAAAUAGUCAAACUAAAUUAUACCGUUACAACAAAUAACGGCCACCAUAAAUCUCUUACAUCCUUCCACGUAUGAUCCCCGCUCACUACACGUACAACACUCGGUUCUUAACUUGGCGGCGCCAGCGCAAACUAAGAGCAUCCAACAACUAUCGUCAAGCUCCACAGUGCACAGUGUAUUUGUUUUAUUAUGAUUAUAUUUAUGGUGUCUACACACUAUUGUUGUUGGUAGUGUAUGAAAAAAAAAACAAAAAAACAUUGUGCAAAAUAAUUUACUACAACGCUGCGAGUAAACAUUGUGCGCGCGCUCACUGAGUCGCCUAUAAAUAUACACACUGUGCGCUUCAGCCAACUGUAACUGAAAAGUAAUCAUCAGCGUCCUAUAACGCGCCUAUCCAACGACUGUAGCUGCAAACACGAAAUGGCCAUAAUGGGUGGCGAGGAGACGGCGACCGAAACUAUUGACAUGGUGCCUGCGGAGAAGGUGAAACCAUCGCAAUUUGGCGAAUUUUGUCGCCGCAAUGGCAUUAAUCCGAAUUUGAUAAUGUUGAAGAUAACGCUGUUCGUCAUGUAUGGCGCAACAUCAUCGCUAUUGCCCUAUUUAACCAUACACAUGCAAUCGAUCGGUUUAACAGUGGAGGAGAUUGCCAUUAUUUAUCUGGCAUUGCCAUUCACCACAUUCCUCAGUCCACCAAUAACAGGUUUCCUUGUCGACAAAUUUGGCAAAUAUAAACCGGUUGUCAUAAUGAGUUUGCUGUUGAAUGCACUUUUCCAUCAUUCGCUCUUGUUCAUACCGCAGCAGGAAAUUCCAGGUAUUGUGCCAUCGGCGUUCGUUAUGCGCCAUCCGGAUACGGGUGAUAUAGAGGUCUGGUGGUCACCCUGUCCGAGUCGUGAAUGCCCCGAGGAGCCCGAGCUUGAUUUAGCUGUGAGUCAAUGUGUGGACUAUUGUUUGUUGCAGGAGCAACAACAACAACAACAACAACCAUCUUUAUAUGGUCCAUCGCCCGAUUACUAUUCGACAACGCAACGCGCGCCAACAACUACAUCUAUACGAUUACCAACAACAACAACAGCAACAACAGUCACAUUAAGUACAACAACAAUGCGCACAAUUUCAACGACCGCCAUUGAGUCAGCAACAGCAAAAGCAUCAUCCAUAUCGCCGCCAUUGGAUAUAGCUGGCGAUGGUGAUGCUACGUCUCCACCUCCGCCGCCUGAGUUGCCACUACGCAGCACAACAACAACAACUACAGAAACAGCGGCCGCGGCAGCGGCAGCCGCUCGUGCCGAGACAGCAGCUGCAGCGGCGGCCGCAUUUACAACACCCAGCUCAGUGGCCCGUUUCCAAGAUGUACUUAAUAUGUCAUCGACAAUGUUCCCGCCGGUGGUGACGUCUUCUUCGGCCUUGUCAGAGCUGGAGCAGGGAUGGAAUUUGGAAGCUGGUAACGACAGCAUCUUCAACCCGAAGAGUUGGGUACAUUCCGACGGUAGUGAUUCGGCCUAUUUUAUGCUUCAAAUGCAUCCUGACUUGGCUGACCCCAUUGAGCAAUUGGGCAUGGAAAUCGAACCGGAUGACAAUGAGACAGUGACCGAUUUUAAGCAACGUUUCGGUGAGAAACGUCUGUGGGAUAUGCAAAUCAAUGUCACCGAUUUGGAUGAAUUGGAUUUACGUUGCGGUGGUUUGGUGCGUCGCUCCAAUAUGUCACAACUCACAAAUGAGACUGUCAAUUGUAUGGUGCAACGUUGUAUAUUCACAAUGAAUGCACCGGAGAUUUGCCCGCCGGAUUAUAAAGAAUCAGAUGAUCGUGUAUUCUGGAUAUACUUUUUAUUGAGAUUCCUCGCCACAACAAUGUUGUCCGCUGGUGUCACCAUAAUGGAUCCCAUUGCGUUGACUAUGAUUGAGAAGUAUGGCGGUGAUUUUGGACGUGAACGUCUGUUCUCCAGCAUUGGCAUGGCCAUCUUUUCACCAAUUACAGGCAUAAUGAUUGAUUAUUUUUCGCGUGGCCUUGGCUACACAGACUAUUCGGCUGCCUUCUACACCUACGACCUGCUGCUGGUGAUAUCAACAAUCUCUGUGCUGAUGAUGCCAUUGGGCGAUAAAUUACCGGCGGAUAAUGUUUUCCGGGAUUUGUGGAAUUUGCUCAAAAUGCCACAUGUUAUUACGUUCAUCUUCUUCCUAUUCAUUUUGGGCAAUUUUUGGGGCUUCAUCGAGAGUUUCCUCUUCUUGUAUCUGAAGGAGUUGGGUGCACCCAAUUAUUUGCUUGGCAUCACCAUCACUGUUGGCACAGUUAGUAGUAUACCCUUCUUGUAUGGCGCCGAACGUAUCACUCGCAUUUUUGGACAUGUUAAUUUGAUUAUCAUUGCUUUCUUCUCGCAUGCCGGUCGCCUGGUAGGCUAUUCGUUUAUUGAAAAUGCUUGGUGGUGUUUCCCCUUCGAAGCCAUGGAGGCUCUCUCCUGUCAUUUGAUGUGGGUGGCAGCAGCCACUUAUUGUUCUAUUUUGGCGCCGAAGAGCUUAUUGGCCACACUGAUUGGCGUAUUGGGCAUGGCACAUUUCAGUUUGGGUCGCGGUAGUGGUUCCUUCACUGGCGGUCUGCUAAUUGGUCAAUUUGGUACGCGUGACGCUUUCCGCUACAUGGGUCUCUUGGCGGUUGUUGGUGGUAUCGCUUAUGGCUUACUACACUUGGCUUGGUUGCGUAAAUUCGAUCAUAAUAUUGAUGAUUGUGAAGAAGAAGCAGAAGCAAUGGAAAAUGGUGAGACCGAGAAGUUAACAGAGCCGGCGACCAAAGAGCAGGGCACCUCAAUGUCAUUGGAACGUUUGAGUUUGAUGAUUAAAUACAAUCAAAUUGGCAGCUUAACGUCACUGCCACGUGGCUCCAGGGCGGAUAUACACGACCAUUUGUCACAUCGUCGCAGCAGCUAUAAUGUCGAGUCAACACGCGUACCACGGCAUGGCAGUCACAUUGGUAGCGCAUCGAAAGUUGACAUUUUACGCUCAACACUGGAUAUAAAUCACAAAUCCUCAAAUAAUUCGGUGCUGAGCAAAGCCGAUAACAAAACAUCAAAUCAAUCAUUAGGACGAAAUCGUGCCGACAGUGCGCCCAAAUUGAAUCACAGCAAUAUGAAGAAUAUAUCACAGCCAACGCUGGAGGGUGUUGUGCUCGAGGAUCAAGACACCACCAAAGUGAUACCCGAAGAGACCGAUUUGAAUAAUUCAAAGCUCACCGUUGCCAGCCAAGAUGAGGUCAAACACAAUCAAACCAACGGCAAGGGAUCGAGUAUAGCGGAUGAACGAAAUGGCAAAGAUGAUGCUACAUGAUUUGGUAUGCAACAACUGUGUUGCCCAAAUGCAUGCAUACAUAUAUAGGAAUUAAUUAGAUACAUACAAUAUAUAUGUAUAGGAUAUGAGUGAUAUUAACUAAAUACAAAAACAAAUCAAAUAAAAAUAAUAAUAAAAUAGAAAAAAAAAUUUAUUAUAAAAAUUUAAAAAUUUUACUAAAUUACGUAAUCUCAACUGGUUCUGUUGCCACAAUUUUACAUUGUUACGGUUUGUAAAAUAUUUUCAGUUUAUGCGUAACACUACCCACAUUUGGAAGCAAAAACAAAAUAUUACUAUUCCCUAUAUUGCAUAUGCAUAUUUAGUUACAAAAUAAUUGUAUUUGUAUAACAUUUGUUAGACAUAAUGUUCAUUAUCUGCAUAUAUGUUUUUAGCAAAGUGAAGUUGUUUUGUUUGAUUUAUGGUUACAUAUGUAUGUAUUUGUUAGUUUUUAGCAAAAUCGAAAAUCAUUAAC
Molecule: messenger RNA, 4341 nt
Organism: Ceratitis capitata (Mediterranean fruit fly)
Lineage: Eukaryota; Metazoa; Arthropoda; Insecta; Diptera; Tephritidae
Exons: 11
Coding region: 975-3869 (964 amino acids)
Cellular component (GO): membrane
Source: RefSeq, a predicted model, not a curated record